Messenger RNA from Dromiciops gliroides (monito del monte), 2258 nucleotides. RefSeq names its product propionyl-CoA carboxylase subunit alpha (gene PCCA). Lineage: Eukaryota; Metazoa; Chordata; Mammalia; Microbiotheria; Microbiotheriidae. Gene Ontology annotation, molecular function: metal ion binding; ATP binding; propionyl-CoA carboxylase activity. The record is from RefSeq and is a predicted model, not a curated record. Gene Ontology annotation, cellular component: mitochondrion.
CUUCGCCCGAGGUGAGAGGUCAGCUCGGGGCGCCUUUCCAAAGUAGCGGCCAUGGCGGGACUGUGCGUUGGAGCCGCGGCGUUAGGGGCUGCGGGGCGGCGGAGCCGGCAGCCCCAGCAGCUGCUCCUGCGGAGCGCAGCGCUGUGGACCCCAAAGCCUGUUUUACACCAAUCAAGGCCAUGUUUGAGGAUUUCCCGUAGUCUGUCAUCGGUACAAUAUGAUCCUAAUGAAAAGAUUUUUGACAAACUUCUUAUUGCUAAUAGAGGAGAAAUUGCUUGUAGGGUUAUUAAGACCUGCAAGAAGAUGGGCAUCAAGACAGUUGCUAUACAUAGUGAUGUUGAUGCCAGUUCUGUUCAUGUGAAAAUGGCGGAUGAGGCGGUCUGCGUUGGCCCAGCUCCCACCAGCAAAAGCUACCUCAACAUGGAUGCCAUCGUGGAAGCCAUUAAGAAAACCAGGGCCCAAGCUGUACAUCCAGGGUAUGGGUUUCUUUCAGAGAACAAAGAAUUUGCUAAGUUACUGGCAGCAGAAGGUGUGACUUUCAUUGGACCUGACACACAUGCUAUUCAAGCCAUGGGAGACAAGAUUGAAAGCAAAUUAUUAGCUAAGAAUGCAAAGGUCAACACUAUUCCUGGCUUUGAUGGGGUGGUCAAGGAUGCAGAUGAAGCUGUCAGAAUUGCAAGGGAAAUUGGCUAUCCCGUUAUGAUCAAGGCCUCAGCAGGUGGUGGUGGGAAAGGUAUGCGAAUCGCUUGGGAUGAUGAAGAGACCAGGGAUGGUUUUAGAUUUUCAUCUCAAGAAGCUGCUUCAAGUUUUGGUGAUGAUAGGUUACUAAUAGAAAAAUUUAUUGAUAAUCCCCGGCAUAUAGAAAUUCAGGUUUUGGCUGAUAAACUUGGAAAUGCGUUGUGGCUUAAUGAAAGAGAAUGUUCAAUCCAAAGAAGAAAUCAAAAGGUAGUGGAGGAGGCACCAAGCACCUUUUUGGACCCUGAGACUAGAAGAGCUAUGGGAGAACAAGCAGUUGCUCUUGCCAAAGCAGUUAAAUAUUCUUCUGCUGGAACAGUGGAAUUUCUUGUAGACUCACAGAAGAAUUUUUACUUCUUGGAAAUGAAUACUAGACUUCAGGUUGAACAUCCCGUCACUGAAUGCAUUACUGGCCUGGACCUAGUCCAAGAAAUGAUCCGUGUUGCUAAGGGUUACCCUCUUAGACACAAACAAGCUGAUAUUCCCAUCAACGGCUGGGCAAUUGAAUGUCGAGUUUAUGCUGAGGAUCCCUACAAGUCUUUUGGUUUACCUUCCAUUGGCAAAUUGUCUCAGUAUGAAGAGCCAUUAUAUCUUCCUGGUGUUCGAGUUGACAGUGGGGUUCAACCAGGAAGUGAUAUUAGCAUUUAUUAUGAUCCAAUGAUAUCAAAAUUAAUCUCUUAUGGUUCUAAUAGAACUGAAGCACUAGAAAGAAUGGAAGCAGCUCUGGAUAAUUACGUCAUUCGAGGUGUUACGCAUAACAUCGCUUUACUUCGAGAAGUGAUCAACCAUAAACGCUUUGUUGAAGGAGACAUUAACACAAAAUUCCUUUCUGAUGUAUAUCCUGAUGGUUUCAAAGGUCAUAAAUUAACUAAGACAGAAAAACAACAGUUAAUGGCUAUAGCAUCUUCUUUGUAUGUGUCUUUCCAGUUAAGAGCACAGCAUUUUAAGGAAAAUUCAAGAGUUCCCAUCUGUAAACCAAAAAUGGCAAACUGGGACCUAUCAAUAAAAAUAGGAGAUGAAAUUCAUUCUGUCAGAGCAUCAAACAGUGGCUCCACAUUUUGUGUGGAAGUUGAUGGGUCGAAACUAAACGUGACCAGUGAAUGGAACCUGGCUUCACCUUUAUUGUCUGUCAACAUUGAUGGCACGCAGAGAACUGUACAGUGUCUUUCUCGAGAAGCAGGUGGACACAUGAGCAUUCAGUUUCUUGGUACAGUGUAUAAGGUACAUAUCUUAACCGAGCUUGCUGCAAAGUUGAACAAAUUUAUGUUGGAGAAAAUAGCAGAGGACACGAGCAGUAUUUUGAGAUCGCCAAUGCCUGGAGUGGUGGUUGCAGUCUCUGUGAAGCCAGGAGACAUGGUGUCCGAAGGUCAUGAGAUUUGUGUGAUUGAAGCUAUGAAAAUGCAAAACAGUAUGGGGGCAGGGAAAACUGGCAAGGUGAAAUCAGUGCAUUGCAAAGCUGGAGACACAGUUGGAGAAGGAGAUCUUCUUGUAGAACUGGAAUAAAAUAUUAUCCUUAAUCAUCA